This is a messenger RNA of Prorocentrum cordatum, 2137 nucleotides long. Lineage: Eukaryota; Dinophyceae; Prorocentrales; Prorocentraceae. The record is from the annotation of a GenBank genome assembly.
AGGAGAUGCAACCGUUUUUUGGGGGUUCAGGGCUUCCGGGAUUGGACAUCUUGGCUCAGGCUGUUUCUCUUCCAAGCGGCGUUGACUCACUCAAGCAUACAAUUUCCGCGCGCCUUCUCCCCUUCGCAAGAUGUACCGCAGUCUCCGCCCGGCCGCCCUGAACAUGGCCGUCGUCCCUGGACUGCACCUGUCGACGGCCAAGAGCCAGUCGAGGCCCAGGGGCUACAAGAGCUUCCGGCCCGCUCCCCUGGACAUGGCCCUGGUACCUGGGGUGCACCAUUCGACGGCCAACGGCAGGUGGCCGUCGAUGCCGAACGAGGACGCCCACGCGUGCUCGCCGAAGCACUGCGACCCGAAGGCCGUCGACGACUCGAUGGACACCUGCAGCACGGCGGCCGACGGCGAGAGCCUCGCGCCCUUCGGCGAGGACGUGGCCUCCGACCCCUGCGAGUCCGGCAGCGAGCCCAGCUCGCCGUUCGCCAGCGCGCUGCUCGAGAGGCCCAAGGCCUGCGAGCCCCUGUCGCCGUUCAGCCAGAUGCUGCAGGCCAAGCGCCAGAGCGCAGCGCGGCAGGUGAGGGAGCCCCUCUCGCCGUUCAGCAUGGCGCAGCGCCAGCGCGCCCUCGCCCGCUGCUUCUAGAGUCCCCCUGCCGUGCCGCAGGUCUUCGCGUGCCCGACGCCCGUCGGGGCUUCGCACGCUGUCUGAGAGUUUCGAGUGCGGGGCCCGCGAGGGCCUUAGGCUGGUUCAGUCUUCGGAUAAGUUAUGAAUGGUUCUAUGGAUUCGGCUGUCUAGAUUUGGUUCAGCAAGACAGCACGACCUGUUUGCUAGGGCGGAGCCUUGGUUUUGGUUGAUGCUGCCGAGCAUGUGGCCUCAGUCGCUCCAUCCUUGGAUUAGAGACGGGCGCAACAGCAUUACGCCGAGGCUGACGGAGCCUCGGCGAACGCGAUGCUGUUCUGGAUGCCAACAGGGCGAACGGGUGCCCAAGAAUGCAGCAGUUAUUCGCUGGGCCUUGGCUUCCAGCGACUGAUGCCUUCUCCUCCAGCCGACCAGCGAGCUUUUCCAGCCGCAGGCCAGCCUGUGGCGCGCGCGCUGGGACAGCGGAGCUCGGCUUCUGCACGGUCGGGGACGUGUUCACCUCGCGUCUUCCGUUUCUCCUCCUCGUCCUUCGCGCGCCGCCGCGCCUCGCCUGCCGUAUCUCGUGCCUCCUUCGCUCCGUCCUGCUCUUCCUCGUCUUCCUCUCCCUCCUCCUCGCUCAUCGCCGGAUAUCUUGCGACUCCUCGCACAGGGGGGGUCGCUGGGCUUGAGCUCUGAAGCCCUAGAGUCAACUUAGGAAGAUGCUUACGGCUCCUACUGCUGGAGUCAAUGGGCUUGAUGCCCCGGACUCAUGAUCUCAUGCUGAAAGAUCAGACUCUGUGCUGUCUUACAGCAUUCCAGAUGACACUUUCACGCCUUGCUGUCGGUCCUUGGACAGUGCAUUCUGCAUGUGCAAAGCAUGCCCCUCUCUCUCUCCCUCUCCGUCCCUCUCUCUCUCUCUUUUAUCGUGCCUGUCUUCUGUCCCCCUCAGCCUCUCCCUGCCUCCCUCCCCCGCCCCUCUCUGUCUCCGCUAUUCCCUUCUUGAUUCAUCCUCCAGAUUCCCACUUCAGCAUCCCGUGUAUCUUCUUCCAGCAGCGGGCCCACGGGAUUCAGACUGAAGCCUCAAGCUUAGAGUUCGGCAGAACAAUCCUCGGCAGGAAGGCUGAGAUUCAGGCUGGAAUUCUAGAUCGUAUGCUGUCCGCUGGCAUUCGGGGCUGGAAGCCCCACCGUUAUUCCUCUGGCAGUGUAGUUUGUAUCUAGUUGAUCCUUUCUCCCAUCUCCCCCUCCCUGUUUUCGCGAACCCUUCCCCAUUCCCCCCUCUGCCUUCACCGAGUCUUCGUUUCCACCAGAAUCCCGAGCACUUCUUAAUUCAGGCGAGCUUAGGCUGUGGGUUCGAGCUCGAAGCUGGAAGCCCAGUACCAGAAGAUCAGACUUUUGUGCUGAUGCUGUCUGCCCGCGUCCGGGAGGCUGGAAGCCUGCCCGUGAGGGAACAAAAACGGGGCCGUCUGUGCCGACGCAGGCGGGUCAGCUGCCCGCGUGGGCGACGCGGCGCGAUCCGGCGACCCC